UCAUUCAUUCUUAAACUAUAAUAGGCUACUAAUAAAAAGUGACUUGCGAAACUUUUGAAAUUUAGGUACUUUAAAUCUGUAGAACAUCAGUAUAUAAUUAUUAUUGCUUUUUGGAUUGGAAAUCUAAUUGAAUCUUAAUAUUAAGAAAUCCGUAAACUUAUUGGUACUUUCAGAAUGCAAGCGAUUAAAUGCGUUGUCGUUGGAGAUGGUGCUGUCGGAAAGACUUGUCUGUUGAUUUCGUAUACAACUAAUGCGUUCCCAGGCGAGUAUAUACCUACGGUGUUUGACAAUUACUCUGCAAAUGUGAUGGUCGAUGGAAAACCAGUGAAUCUGGGUCUCUGGGAUACAGCCGGGCAAGAAGAUUAUGACAGGUUGCGUCCGUUGUCGUAUCCGCAAACCGAUGUGUUCCUGAUAUGCUUCUCACUGGUAUCUCAAAUAUCUUUUGAAAAUGUUCGGGCUAAAUGGUAUCCAGAGGUAAUUCAUUACUGUCCAAAAACGCCUAUGAUACUUGUAGGCACGAAAUUGGACUUGCGAGAUGUUUCCAGUGGCGAGCAGACAAGAGAUAGAUCGAGAUCUUCGCAUGUGACUACCGCACAAGGGCUUCAAAUGGCUAAGGAAAUCAAAGCAGCUAAAUAUUUGGAGUGUUCUGCCUUAAAUCAGAAAGGAUUGAAGAAUGUUUUUGACGAAGCCAUCAGGGCUGUGCUGAUUCCAGUGAAGAAAGAGAAAAGGAAAUGUUUUGUUUUGUAAUUUAUAACUCGGAACUCUUCAUGAUCAUUUCUCCUCUUCUGUAACCAAUCAUCGGCUCAAAAGUUUCAAUAACUUGGAAACAAAAUUUCUCCCUUAAUUUAUUUUUCUCCCUUGAUUGUAAGUGGUUUUAUUGAAUUUUAAAAGGGUGCAGUUACCCUUCUGUCUUAAAUGUCGAUGAAUUGUGUUUGUGAGUGGAGACAUUUAGAAGAAAUGAUCAAAUUUCUAUACAUUUAAAAUACACAUAAAUAAAGUUUCAUUUGAUUUAAAUCUACUAUGUGAGAUGUUAUUAGUAUUCUAAAACAACUCUAUCAGUUCUGAAAGACGAGUAGUUAAUUCACUUUUUCAUUUAA
Symsagittifera roscoffensis is the source of this 1097-nucleotide messenger RNA. Its product is annotated as ras-related C3 botulinum toxin substrate 1-like. The record is from RefSeq and is a predicted model, not a curated record. Gene Ontology annotation, molecular function: GTP binding; protein kinase binding; GTPase activity. NCBI's taxonomy places the organism in Eukaryota, Metazoa, Xenacoelomorpha, Acoela, Convolutidae. Gene Ontology annotation, cellular component: cytoskeleton; cytoplasmic vesicle; cell projection. The transcript has a single exon. Bases 175 to 747 code for a protein of 190 amino acids. Gene Ontology annotation, biological process: regulation of cell shape; cortical cytoskeleton organization; small GTPase-mediated signal transduction.